This is a messenger RNA of Colossoma macropomum (tambaqui), 4321 nucleotides long. RefSeq names its product OPA1 mitochondrial dynamin like GTPase (gene opa1). The record is from RefSeq and is a predicted model, not a curated record. NCBI's taxonomy places the organism in Eukaryota, Metazoa, Chordata, Actinopteri, Characiformes, Serrasalmidae. Gene Ontology annotation, cellular component: microtubule; cytoplasm; mitochondrial membrane. Gene Ontology annotation, biological process: mitochondrial fusion. The transcript is spliced from 31 exons. The coding region runs from base 177 to 3269 and encodes 1030 amino acids. Gene Ontology annotation, molecular function: microtubule binding; GTPase activity; GTP binding.
CCAGGAAAGACUUUUUUUGUUCCCUUGCUCGUUUGACACUGGGCAUUAGAGCGCUUGCAAUGCCCUUGUUAGCGAGAAGGCUAUCUAAUGCCCCCCAUCUGGAAAGAUGAAUUACAGUUUGUUUUGAAACAAGAUCCCGUAUACCUCAACAUACACCCUUAAUUCUUCAUACCAACAUGUUACGAGCUGGAAGUGCUGUUGCCUGUGUGGCUUGCAGGAAUCUGCUCCCUUCCAGAAUGGGGGUGAGGUUCCGGCUGCCUCUGCAGAAACUACACCCGCUCUCUCGUGCCAUCCACCACCGCUACUCAUCCAAUAGCAACCCCCAGAGGCCCCCUCACUGUUCAGCUGCGCGCCAUUUCACCUCCCUCUCCAGGCUCCCCAUGCGUCCCCCAAAGUCUCGAUCAGGAAGCCACGGCUACCAGCAGCAGCGCUCCUUUUGGGUAGCCCGUCUGGCUGCUAGGCUGCUGAAGCUGCGCUACAUUCUGCUGGGAUCUGCUGUCGGAGGAGGCUACACUGCUAAAAAGACAUAUGAUGAGUGGAAGGAUAUGAUUCCUGAUCUAAGCGAGUACACAUGGGUAGUGCCUGACUUUGUUUGGGAAUUGACUGAAAAUUUUGACUUAGACAAGCUAGCCAGUGUUUUGCCUGAAAUGGAGGAGAUUGCUAAGCUGCUGCCAGAUAUGGAGAAGAUUGGAGAAAACUUCACCUUCCUCAAGAGUCUUCUUUCCAGUGGUGUGGGUAGUGAAGUCAUUGGAGCUUCUGGUCUGCGUCUGUUGUUAGAAACUUCAGGUGAUCCAACCUUGAAGGCACCUGAGAUCCAACCAGCAACAGCAGCUGUCCCUGAGAGUGGUGACAAGCAGUUUAAGAAGCAGGGGCUUCUUGCCGAACUCAUUCUCAUUCAGCAGCAGAUCCAGCAGCACGAAGAGGAGGUUCGGCGGGCGGCGGCUAACGCGCCACCCCCACCGUCCCAACCCCGCCCCACCCAGGCCCCGAACCCCAGCCCCUCGCGCAAGUCAUCAGAUAAAGAAAGAGUUGACCAACUUCAAGAGGAGCUUCUUCGUACCCAGUUGAAGUACCAGCGGAUGCUGGAACGUCUGGAGAAGGAGAAUAAGGAGCUGAGAAAAGUGGUGCUGCAGAAGGAUGACAAAGGAAUUCAUCAGAGGAAAGUCAAGAAAUCUUUGAUUGACAUGUACUCUGAAGUCCUGGACAUCCUCUCAGAUUAUGAUUCCAACUACAAUACCCAAGAUCACCUGCCAAGGGUGGUGGUAGUAGGAGAUCAGAGCGCGGGAAAGACCAGUGUGUUGGAAAUGAUCGCCCAGGCUAGAAUCUUCCCUCGUGGCUCAGGAGAGAUGAUGACCCGUUCACCUGUCAAAGUCACGCUCAGUGAAGGCCCUCAUCACGUAGCCAUGUUCAAAGACAGCACUCGUGAGUUUGACCUGGGGAAAGAGGAGGAUCUUGCAGCACUGAGACGUGAGAUUGAGCUGAGGAUGAGGAAGAGCGUGAAGGAAGGUCAGACAGUCAGCCCUGAGACCAUCUCUCUAAGUGUAAAAGGCCCAGGCAUCCAGAGAAUGGUUCUAGUGGACUUACCAGGAGUAAUCAGUGUAAGUUCUAAUGGUAUGGCUUCGGACACUAAGGAGACGAUCUUCAGCAUCAGUAAAGCGUACAUGCAAAACCCAAAUGCUAUCAUCCUCUGCAUUCAGGAUGGCUCAGUAGAUGCAGAGCGCAGUAUAGUCACUGAUCUGGUCAGUCAGAUGGACCCACAGGGCAAAAGGACCAUUUUUGUUCUGACUAAAGUGGACCUAGCAGAAAAGAACCUAGCUAGUCCAAGCAGAAUCCAGCAAAUAAUUGAGGGCAAGCUGUUCCCAAUGAAGGCUCUGGGCUACUUCGCUGUCGUGACUGGCAAAGGCAGCAGUAGUGAAAGCAUAGAGUCCAUCAAGGAUUAUGAAGAGGAUUUCUUUCAAAACUCUAGAUUGCUAAGGGAAGGCAUGCUGAAGGCCCACCAAGUGACUACAAAGAACCUGAGUCUGGCCGUGUCUGACUGUUUCUGGAAAAUGGUACGAGAAUCAGUGGAACAGCAAGCAGAUGCAUUCAAAGCAUCUCGCUUCAACCUGGAGACAGAGUGGAAGAAUAACUAUCCGCGGUUAAGAGAGCUUGACAGGAAUGAGCUCUUUGAAAAGGCCAAGAACGAGAUCUUGGAUGAGGUAAUCAGCCUGAGCCAAGUUACACCGAAACACUGGGAGUCCAUCUUGCAAAAGAAGCUGUGGGAAAGAGUGUCCACACAUGUUAUUGAGAACAUCUACCUGCCUGCUGCUCAGACCAUGAACUCGGGCACCUUCAACACCACAGUAGAUAUAAAGCUCAAGCAGUGGACAGACAAGCAGCUGCCACACAAAGCGCUGGAGGUUGCCUGGGAGACAUUGCAGGAAGAGUUUGCCCGUUUCAUGGCAGAGUACAAGGGGAAAGAUCAGGAUGACAUAUUUGACAAGCUCAAAGAAGCAGUCAAAGAUGAGAGCAUUAAGCGGCAUAAGUGGAAUGAAAUGGCCAUGGACAGCUUGAGGGUGAUCCAGCACAAUGCUCUCGAGGAUCGCUCCAUCACAGACAAACCUCAGUGGGAUGCUGCUAUCCAGUUCAUGGAGGAGACGCUGCAGUCUCGCCUUAAAGACACCGAGUCAGUAAUAUCAGAUAUGGUAGGGCCAGACUGGAAGCAGAGAUGGAUGAGUUGGACGAAACGCACGCCAGAACAGCACAUCCGCAACGAAACCAAAAAUGAGCUGGAACGUCUACUGAAGCUUCAUGAGGACCACACUGCUUAUCUGGCCAACGAUGAGGUCACCACUGUCCGCAAGAACCUGGAGGCCCGAGGGGUCGAGGUGGACCCUGUGCUGAUCAAGGACACAUGGCACCAACUUUACCGACGUCACUUUCUGCAGAAGGCCUUGUUUCACUGUAACCUUUGCCGACGAGGCUUUUACUAUUAUCAGAGACACUUCGUAGACUCAGAGCUUGAGUGCAAUGAUGUCGUUUUGUUCUGGAGGAUCCAGAGGAUGUUGGGCAUCACAGCAAACACUCUCCGACAACAACUCACCAAUACAGAGGUGCGGCGCUUGGAGAAGAAUGUGAAAGAGGUGCUGGAAGACUUUGGUGAGGACACUGAGAAAAAAGUGCAGCUGAUCACUGGCAGGAGAGUUCAGCUAGCUGAAGACCUCAAAAAAGUACGAGAAAUCCAGGAGAAACUUGAAGCCUUCAUAGAAGCUCUUCACAAGGAAAAAUAGUGCCACAGAAACGUUGGAUGCCAUCAUGUCCUCACCCAAGAAAUGCACUGAUCACAGAAGAUGCAGUUUUGCUCUUUUUGCUGUGUAAAUGAUUGGCCUCCCUGCUUUCCUCCUGUUUUUAACCUCCAUUGCUUUAGCUCGCCGUCAUUCUUCAUGCAGACACUCUCACACACACACACACUUAAGCCCCUGCAGAACUCUGCCUCCCUCUUUAAAUGCUGCCCCUGUGAAAACAAGUCAAGUGCGUAGGAGCCCCUUUAAGUUUGUUGAACAUUUGAUCACUGUUGGAAAGGAGCGCUUGCACGAGUAGAAAGUGGUGCCCGUCACAGCCCCAUGCUUUAUUCUUUUUUUCUUGUUGCACUUAAAAGCCACUGUGUUCACCAGAACUGUUCUCCAUGCAGAACUGAAGAGAGGUGUGUGGGGGAGAGAGGGCAGAGAGAGAGGGAGACAUGCACUUACAGGCUUUAUGUGUCUUCUCCUCCCUCGUUUCCAAUAAAUGAAGAUUUUGUACAGCGUUCAUUUUUUUCGUUCUAGCCUUCCUUAUUAAUUGCAGUGAUGCUUAUGGAGAAGGCACAUGGUUAAGCUCAUCUGUUGUUGAUUUGGCUGCUGGAGGAUCCCAAAUGUCUUUUAUCUUUCACUGCUGCGGCUUUUGUUCUUUUUGGCCAGCUGCGUCUCCAUGGCCAAAGAGCCUCCCGCUCAUUUUUGUGACCUAAUGUACCCACAGCAUUGCAGCUAAAUUGAGACACCUCUAUAAUCUUAUCUAUAGCAUAUCAAAGUUCUUGCUCUAAUGUACUGGAGCUGCUAACAUGAAUAGUGUCAGUGUAGGUAGUUUUUGAUAAAGGUCUCAGUAUUUAGCCCAAUGUGCUAUGAAACACAGCACUUAAAGGUUUGCUUCUUGUUUUACUGUUGAUUCUAAUGUUCACAGAAGCCUGUGGAACGUUCUCAUUUGCUCCAUAACAGGAUAGAAUACAUCUACUUAAUCUGGGUCAAUAGUCAGAUAUAAUUCUUUUUAUUUGCUUCCCUGCCACUUGAUAUUUUUCCUUUUAUUGCAU